AUGAUUUUUGCACGCAUUCUAUGGAUAGGAGCUACAACGUCAAGUAGUGUGGCCGUCAAAGCAGUGUCCCUCACUGAUGUCACAGCUCAAAUAACAUCGACAUCUAUAACAUCGCCAGUAUCGACUUCGGUUAAAUUGCCUCAAGUCUCGGUUAAAACUGUAUCGGAACCGGAUGUAGCUUUUCCAGCUGUUUUGAAAGGAUCCCAGAAGCAAAGGGUACCACCGCCGGUCCCGCCGCGAGGUUCGCCAAAAACGAAACGAGGCGGUUCAAACUCGCAAACAUCAAGCCUCGAGACGAAAGGUGAUUAUCAAUUAUACAUAUCAGUAAAUGAUAUACCACCUCAGACACCUUUUACAAGUAGUGACGACAAUUUUGGUUUUUAUGGGCAUGAUUUGUGUUAUAACGCACCCGCAUGCCGUACACCGCCUUCUAUAUCUGAUCAUUCCAUAAAAAUAUCAAAGUUGGUAGCAUCUAAUUCGUUCCUGGGCUACGCUGAAGAGGGGGACAGUAUAAGCGAGAGAAAGAGAAGCAACGAUCUUAUAUCUCAGUCUAAUAUGAUGGCCAAAUUUAACAUUAAGGAUGCCGUCAAAGAGCAUUUAGAUACGGGGAACUACGAUGGAGAUUCCUUCACUGAUUCGAGUGAUGAAAUCAUGGUCCACGAAAUCGGUGAUGACAAUAAGAUAGUUAUAAAUACUCUGUCACAGGCGCAGUUACGUAAAGCAAGGAGCGGCGAUACACCAGACAGCGAUGACUCGGAUCAAUCACCGAGGUAUUCACCUAAGAAAACCGUCAAAAACAAAAAGAGAACCGGUUUCAUAGCACGAAUAAAUACAAUCAAGAAAGCACCGAACAAGAAAGAUCAAACUGACGACAACAAAGGAGGUUUAAUGACUGGUCUGACCAAAAAGUUCACAUUCAAUCAGUCUAUUAAAGAUAAAACACGCGGCGUGUUCAGAACGAAAUCGAAACCCAAGAUAGAAAUAAAAACAUACGCGGAAGAACAUUCACAACAGACGAACAAAGAGGAUAUUGUUUGCGAAAGGAAAGCUAAGGCGAAAAUUGAUCUAUUCCAAAAGCAAAUACUCAAAGUUCAAUCGGAAACCGAUACUUGUUCUGUAACUUCAUCUAGAGAUAGCAUCUCGCGGAUAGAAAGACGAGAUGUUGUUAAAGAGACCAAGAAAAUGUUUGAACAAAAGACCAAGACUGACGUCCCUGUCAAACGGAGACCCAAAAAGGGCAAAGCACCACCCCUGCCUGUUGGUGUUGUGCCCAAAACCGAUAUAAGUGAAAAAAUACGGAAAUUCAAUGUGACUAGAGUUCCCGAACCUAUACCCCCAGUGAUGUCAAGAAUGAAAGAAGUUCCAAAGAAGAGAGAGACUACGGUGCCGCUAUCCUGUUGUUCUACCCCGCCGCCGCCGUUUGAAGAAGCUCCACGAACAUGUCGGACGAACUCUUCCUCAACCACUUCAUCAUCAGCUUCGAGGAGACGAGGCGCGUCAAGUGCGAGCGUCAUGACAACAUCUUCUGCGUCAUCAUUAGCAUUAACACCAGCAGCGUUGAGCAGUGCAAGGAGCAAUGAGGCUAACGUCUGUUGGACUCCGCCCGCCUCUGUUGAAGGCUCCACGCCAACUUGGACUGAAGGAACUCCUAGCUUCACUGAAUCUAGCAGUAGUGAACAAGGGUAUCCUAUGACCCCGGGCCGUGUGACCCCCGGCCGUCGUUCCCCGCGGCCCCCUCCCCCGCCGCGCGCCACACCCAUCAACUGCCUCACUAGCGAAGUGGUACAACAAGUGGAGAUAACGCAUCUGACUUCAGAAACUUCGAGCAUAACAAUAUCUUCGUACGAAAUACAACAUCACGUGGAAAACGAGAAAUAUAGCUAA
Messenger RNA from Danaus chrysippus (African queen), 1884 nucleotides. The record is from the annotation of a GenBank genome assembly. NCBI's taxonomy places the organism in Eukaryota, Metazoa, Arthropoda, Insecta, Lepidoptera, Nymphalidae.